Molecule: messenger RNA, 1198 nt
Organism: Chroicocephalus ridibundus (black-headed gull)
Lineage: Eukaryota; Metazoa; Chordata; Aves; Charadriiformes; Laridae
Gene: ISCU
Product: iron-sulfur cluster assembly enzyme
Exons: 5
Coding region: 235-720 (161 amino acids)
Biological process (GO): iron-sulfur cluster assembly; intracellular iron ion homeostasis
Cellular component (GO): cytoplasm; mitochondrial matrix
Molecular function (GO): 2 iron, 2 sulfur cluster binding; ferrous iron binding
Source: RefSeq, a predicted model, not a curated record
AGCGUUUAUCGAUCGUUUUAGCGACAGCGCAGGGUUGCUUUAUCUUCGAUUUCCCCCCCGCCCCGGCAAGCGGCUUUCAGCGGUCGCCCCCUUUGCGCGGCGCACCCAGCCGCGGCCUGGGUACAACGUGGGGCCUGUGGCAGCGCGGGGGCGGAGGCGGGGCCGGGGGCGGGGCCUUCCCGCGCGAGGCUAUAAAAGGGCAGUGAGGGGCCGCGCGCCCCCACCAGGCUCAAGAUGGCGGCGCUGAGGGCAGCGGGGGCAGCGCUGCUGCGGCCCGGGCGUGGGGAGGCAGCGGCCAGGCUGGGCUACCACAAGAAGGUGGUGGAUCACUACGAGAACCCGCGCAACGUUGGCUCCCUCGACCGUAAUGCCAAGAACGUAGGCACCGGCCUUGUGGGUGCCCCGGCUUGCGGGGACGUCAUGAAGCUGCAGGUGGAAGUGGAUGAGAACGGGAGGAUCGUCGAUGCCCGUUUCAAAACCUUUGGCUGCGGGUCAGCGAUCGCGUCGAGUUCGCUGGCGACGGAGUGGGUCAAAGGGAAAACGGUUGACGAAGCAUUGAAAAUCAAGAACACGGAUAUCGCUAAAGAGCUCUGCCUUCCUCCAGUCAAACUGCACUGCUCGAUGCUGGCUGAAGAUGCGAUCAAGGCUGCCUUGGCUGAUUACAAGUUGAAGCAGGAUCCGAACAAAGAAGAGUCAGAGAAGAAAGCAAACAAUGCCUAAACUGACUGUAAAGCUUGUUUUCAUUCCACUUAAAUUUGCAGUGCAAUUAUUCUAGCUUUUAGUAGGAUCCUGCGCACUACUAAAUGAAGCUGUAAGAUACGCACAACUUAACGCACAACGUGUCACUGUUCACGUGUGUACAGCCACUCUUGUAGUGCUCGCACGACGGGGCUGUGGGUGUUUUCAGCAGCCUGUGUCCUGUCACGACUGUCCUUGGAAUGUUUGAGGGAAGAAGACCGCUCAGCUGCAGAGAACUCAGCGGCUUCUCUCGGGAGAGAAAAUCCUGCUGUUCCGGUACUGGAAGGGCUGCACUUUUUUUUUUUUUUUUGGAAGAUGUAUAGUUUUGCCUAAUAUUUUACAGAAUUUAGUGGGAAACAUUGCCUUGGUCAUAAUGUUUCUGUAAGAACUGCACAUCGGUCUGUGUAUCAAUGCAGUAUACAAAUGCAGGGCGGCGUGUCUGCCCCCCCCGCCCAAACUG